Messenger RNA from Moneuplotes crassus, 1160 nucleotides. The record is from the annotation of a GenBank genome assembly. Lineage: Eukaryota; Ciliophora; Spirotrichea; Euplotida; Euplotidae.
UGAAUCUCUGAUAUUAAUGGAAAGUGGCAGUCUCCUUGAUCCGAAUAAGAGGUCUUUUGGGAAACCUCGUCCCUCCAAAAGAAUGAGUAGGAAGGUCAUCAUGAAAAGAAAUAGACUUGGCUCCUCAGAUUCAGAAGAAGUGAAGAGUAUAGUGUCAAAAUAACAACGUUGCAAGAAGGCAAAGUCAAUAUGUGCAACUAAGAUCAAAGAAGCAAUUCUCCUCUUUUGAAAUUGCUUUGAAGAACAGAGGGUAUAUGGAAAAAUAAGAAUAAAGUCCAGAAUUCUAAUGAACAGAAAUAUAGAUUUAUGGAUAAGAUGAAUAAAUUCUAUGGAGAUAAGACUUAUGAUGCCUUAAAAGAUCACGAAUGCACUUUAGUCAAUUAUCAGGAAAGAAAGAACCAGAAUAACUGGAAGAGAAUUUCAAACCUCAUUUUGAAAGAUUCAGAAAAUAAGCUUGUUAAAUCAGCAAGAAUAAUUAAAUUGCAAGAGAACAUUAGAAAAACAUCUCAAAGAAAAAGCUUUAAAUAAAUAUGAGAAAUUUUUGAAGAUAAACAUCGAUCCGGAUAAAGAGCCUCAGGUUACUAAGAAAGAUUCAUUAUUGUCAAGCUUUUUACGCAGACCAGGCAUGAUUUUUUCUCCGAAAAAUAAAAAGAAUCAUCAGAAGACCAAAUUUAAAAGAACUAAAGAAAAAUCACGGAUCUUACUUGAGAAAAUGAAAAUAAGAUAUGGAAGCAACUAUAUAAAAGAAGAAGAGUAUCAACCAGAUUAUGAACAUAAAGUUCAAAUCUUUAAAAGCUAUGAUAAUUUGCAGCAAUAUUUUAAUUCUCCUCAUCAAGUUUAUACCAAAAGAGAUAAUACUGAGGCUAAAAGAUUGAGCAAAGGAAGAAAUAUAGCAGGAUCAGCCGAAUGCUUGAUUCCAAAACCUAUGAUCUCUAAACCCUCGCUGUCGAAUAUUAUUUGAAAGAGUGAAAGAAAAAUCAAAGAGGGUUAUUCAAGUCAUAACUUCUCAAAAGGAUUCUUUCGAAUGAACUUAGAAAACCAAGUCAAACAUUUCAAAAAUAUUGUGAAAAAAUCUUUAACUGCAAAGAGCUUGAGGAAAUAAAAAAUGGGUAGAGACCGAUUUAUUUCAGUGCAAUUUGAUGAAUAGAAGUUUAAUGAAU